Molecule: messenger RNA, 1632 nt
Organism: Leptosia nina
Lineage: Eukaryota; Metazoa; Arthropoda; Insecta; Lepidoptera; Pieridae
Source: the annotation of a GenBank genome assembly
AUGUUAAACUUAUUGCUAUGGUUUUUAUUCUUUUUAUCUAUAAAACAGACUUAUUCGUGGCGCUGUGAACGGCGACCCUACGGCGCUUUGACCUCAGCGUCUGCACCAGAUGGAAGGUUCAAGUUAGUGGUUGAAGGGACCGAAGAUACUUACAUCCCAGAUCAGCUGUAUACGGUGCUUAUAACGGAAACUGACGGUGAAUCACGUUUUACUGGCUUCAUGAUAUCAGCAGAGGGUGAAGUGAGGCAAGAUCCCAAGAACCCACGAAAAAUAAUAGCGCUAUCGCCGGGGGAUUUGAGACCGCAAAAUUUGAUGACGGCAAAGUACAGCGAUAGGUGUUUGAAUUCGGUCGAACACGCUGUGGGUACGCCGAAGGGAACCGCGGAGGUGUACUGGCAAGCUCCAUCAUCAGGAAACGGCUGCGUCACACUACGCGCCAUGGUGUCUGAGAACAAAGAGACCUGGUACGAAGACGGGUCUCCAUUGUCCCUCAAACUCUGCGAAGAUAUGCGUCAACCGGACGACGUAACGCCACAAUUGAACUAUGAUUGCCAGAUUUGUGAUGAAGCAAAAUAUGAGAUAACAUUUACGGGUGUGUGGUCAAGAAAUACCCACCCGCGUUUUUACCCACAAAACGACUGGACGCCCAGAUACAGUGAUCUUGUGGGCGCAUCACACGCUGCUGACUUCAUACUUUGGGCCCCUGGUUCUUUAGCUUCUGAAGGUUUUAAGGACCUCGCUGAAUAUGCUAAUACUUCUCGACUGGAACAAGAAAUACGGGAAAAGGUAGGAGAUGGAGUGCGUACAUUAAUAAAGGGCAAAGGUCACGGAUACCGAAAAAUGAGUAACCCAACGUAUUCUUUUAUUCGCACGGAUAGAGUUAACCAUUUGAUAACUGCUGCUAUUGGUUUGCACCCAUCGCCAGACUGGUUCCUCGGAGUCAGCCGCUUCGAGUUAUGCCAAGAAGACAAUACUUGGUUAGCGGAAAGAGAACUAAAUCUCUUUCCGUGGGACGCUGGGACUGAUGACGGGGUUUCUUAUGAGUCGGGAAACACACCCACAUUCCCCCAAGGCAGCAUAACAAGAGUCCAGACUAAUUCAUACGAUCAUAACUCGCCCUUUUACGAAAUGGACGCGAAAGAUCUUCAUCCAUUUGGGAAGUUACAUAUAAAAUUAAUUAAGACGUACCAUAGGGCGUGUGAAAGUAUUGAGGAUAAGGACACCACGGUUGGAAGCACAGAUACGACAACAACAGACCAGACUACAACAACUGAAGCAGAAGAUGGAAUGUCGGAGCCAAACGAGCCAUCCAGGUAUCAAUAUGAUCUUGCUUCCGAGCACCGAGGUGAAGCGCCGCUAGUAACUGACCCUGAGUCAUCUGAAGACUGCCCCAUGACGCAAUGGUUAGAGUGGACUCCUUGUGACGGUCCAUGCGACAACGGAAGAGUCACAGGUUUCCAAUGGAGAGAGAGAUUCCACCUUGUCGACGGAGUGGCUGUGGAGAAAUACGAUCCUAAUGUGGAUCCAUCAACUAGGCAAGAAGUGCCAAAAUUCUGUAAGAACCAUUACGAAGGCUUUGAGAGACGAGAGUGUGAAGACGAUUGUGAAGAUGACGACAAUGAAGUGAAAUAA